GUGCGACCGACGGCGACAAGCCUGUUUUCAUUCCCGCUCUUCGGAGGCCCGAAGGGGGCCCUCGCGUCGGUGCUGCCGGGUCGGCCGAUGACGACCGCGCCAAAACCGGGGCCCCCUGUGGCAACGGGGCCCCCUCCGCAGCCCGACUUGAGCCAUCUGACCGAAGAGGAACGCCGGAUCAUCGAGUCAGUCAUGGCACGGCAGAAGGAAGAGGAAGACCGCGAGAAGGAGAUACUCAGGCGCAAGCAAGACGAGGUCCAGCUCCUCGAACACGCCAUCGGGCAGCGCUGCGCCGAGCUGCGCAAGGUGGGUGGCGAGCAGCUUGUGGCCACGUGCCAGAUCUGUCUCAAGACCAAGUUCGCGGACGGCAUCGGCCACAUCUGCAACUACUGCGACAUCCGGUGCUGCGCCCGCUGCGGCGGCAAGGUGUCCCUGCGCUCUUCCAAGGUCAUCUGGGUCUGCAUCCUCUGCCGCAAGAAGCAGGAACUGCUCAUCAAGACCGGACAGUGGGUCCACAGCUCCCAGCUCAUGCCGCAGGCUCCGGGCGGUCAGGACGCGUCCGCGGCUCGGGCCCGGAGGCUCGAGCGAGCCCACUCGGCCGAAAAGGACAAUUACACGGCGCACGCGGCGCCUCCGGGCCUCAUGCGACUGGUGCACGGCGGAAGCCUACAGAGGAUCGGCAGUCUCCACGGCAGCGGGACAGGCGGCGGCGGCGGCGGCGGUGGUCGAGAACUGAGGCGACAGUACUCCUCCCAAGACCCGCCUUGUCAAGACCGCCGCCUCUCCGGCUGUGACCUUCAAGAGCGGCACCUAAGGUCCAGGGAACCGUCGCCCGAGCGGAGGUGGGGCCCCGUCGGCCGCAUCCUCCAGCAAACCCCUCUUCAGCAGCAGCCGCCUCAGCCGCUCGCGCAGCAAGGCAUGCUGCCCCCUCAUCUUCAGCAACAGUCCCAGCUACAGCAGCACCCGCAGCAGCAGCAACAGCAGCUGCAGCAGCAUCCCCAGCAACAGGUUCAGCUUCAGCAGCAGCAGAUUCAGCAUCAGCAGGUGGUCGCUCAGCAACAGCAGCAGCAACAGCAGCAGCAGCGUCGCAAGGUGGAGUCCGUGGUGCGCAACGACUCGCUCAGUUCGGAUCAGUCUGAGUGCGUGCGGCCUCCGCCCCCGAAGCCCCACCGACACAAGCGGGGUCGGAAAAUGCGGCAGAGGUCGCUGAGCUCGUCCGACGACGAGGUCAGGUCCACUCCAGACUGCUCCAGCUGCGAGGAAAGUGAGAGCGUGAGCGAAAAAGGUGACUGCGCUUAUCCGCACGCGGUGGCCGGCGGCGGCGCUCUGUCGGGCGCGGCGCACUCGUGCGCGGCCGUGCCCAGCAAGGCGGGCUGUCUGGGCGGUCCGGGCCACCCGCCGUUCACGGGAGGCAAGAAGACGGUGCGCUUCAAUCGAGACCACGGCGGCUGCAGGACGCCCCUGCCCGACGCCCUCACCAAGGACUCCGGCAUUGAUACCAGUAGUAGUGCCACUCUGAACGAGGAUCUGUGCCUUAAGCACCCGGCGUCGUGGAAGCCCUCUGCGGACGGGACCCGGAUGCUGGGCCACAUGAUCCUGAAGAAGAACCUGCAGGACGGCGGGGGAUCGAGCGCGGCCAUCCUGGGCCUCAAGGUGGUCGGCGGGAAGAUCCUCGAGUCCGGCAAGCUGGGGGCGCUCGUCGAGAAGGUCAAGAAGGGCAGCAUCGCGGACACCGUGGGACACCUGCGGCCAGGGGAUGAAGUGCUGGAAUGGAACGGCCGAUCCCUUCAAGGAAAGACCUAUGAGGAAGUGUAUGACAUCAUAUCAGAAUCUAAAAUGGAGAUGCAAGUAGAGCUCAUCGUUUCUAGGCCACUCAGCGAUGGCGGAAGGGGAGACACAUCAGACCGCAACAUGAGGAGGCAUGUCACAGGUCCUAGCAUGGGAGCCAGCACCACAAGGAGAGACGUAAAGAAACACGAGUACUCGGACCGGAGACCCAGCGUCACCGUGACCCCAGGCUCCCCGACGUUGGGCCACAGGCCCCGACGUUCCCCAAUUCUAGGCGGACGUAUCCGGAUCAAACUCGAGUACAACGCUCAAACACUGCAGUUAGUUGUUGUAAUUAUAUGUGCCACAGAGCUUCCACCAAAAACAAACGGCCAACCAAGAAAUCCCUAUGUGAAAAUGGUGUUGUUGCAAGAUAGGAGUGAGAAGAGUAAAAGAAGGACCCGGACGCUAGCCGGUACCAAUGAGCCGCGGUGGAACCAGAGGUUUUCCUACUCCCCGCUGCGAAAAAGUGACCUGAUAAACCGAGCUCUGGAAGUGACCGUCUGGGACUACGACCGCUACGGUGCCAACGACUUUCUCGGAGAGAUCGUUCUCGAGUUGGCCACGGCCAAUUUGCACGGCGAGGCGGAGUGGUAUCCGCUGGGCACUCACGACGAAAACCUAGGUGUACACUAUAAAAAUCGCAACAUGUAUUUAGACACGGAAGGAGCCAGCUCGGUGACCUCAUCCGACCGACUCUCGCCACCAUCUACGAUCUCGAGGCUUUCCGACAGUGACAUGUCGGAAAUCGACUACGACGAAGUCAUUCCCAUACUAAGAGACCGGCACAGUCUAGAAGGGCCAAGCCUAGGGGUGUCCAUGGGGGAGGGCAGCCCACCGUUGGGGGGCUUCGGCGACCGCCCCACCAGGAGGGACAUGCCGCCCGCGCAUCGGCGCCACCGGUCGGGCUCCAUGGCGAUGCCCGGUUCUUCCAGGGAACCGCAGGGGAUGUACCGGGGACCCCCGUCGGGGUCAAGGUCAAUGGGGGGCACCGUGUCCAUGGGGCGCCUCAUGCAGUCCAGUUCGAGGUCACUCUCGCCACCGGACAUCAGGUCUCCCAUGGAAGAGGAGCCGAUGGGGGGCAGCGGGGGGCGCAUGUCCCACUCCCUCGGGGGUACCCCCACGGGAACGCCCACGCCCAAGAAGCGCCACCUGCCCCAGAUCCCGCCGGGCAUCAGGAGAACGGGGGGUAACCGCGACCAGAUAACUCUCGACCUCGAGGAAAGGGCGCGGCAACUCAAGCUGCGCAUGCAAGUGCAGCAACGGCGAUCCGGAGCCAUGACGCCCGUCGGGAUGUACUCGGACAGCGAGGUGACCUCCCGGCACCACCAGUCCCUCGACCAGCCCCAUCACCAUCACCACCACCACCACCAUCGAGGCACUGCGGCGGGGCUGCACCAGCUUCAACGCGGUGCCAGCGGCCGCGGUGUGGUGCCGGUGGGAGGCCCCCGCGGAGGGGGAAGCCGCCUGGCCGCGGGCCUGGGCCUGGGCUCUGCCCCCAUGCUCAGCCCCGAGGGUGGGGACCUGGCGGGAGGUGCUGGGGGAGGGGGAGAGAGCGACGGCUCGGAGACGAGUUCAGUGUCCAAGUUCAGCGUCACCAGUGCCUUCUCGACGCAGUCGGAGCGGCCGCGUAGUAGCAGGACGCUCAGCGAGUUCACGUCGCGCAUGCAAAGCUACGGGCCUGUGCACCCUGUGAGGCCGGCCUCUAGCGCCGUCCUGGGCCGGAGCAACAGCGAGGGUGGUCCGUCCUCUGAGGACAAGGUGGACGGCAGCCUCUCCGACACGGCCAUCGGGUCCCUCACCGAGAAGGCCGGGGACCGCCUGCUGUCCGCCAACGUCCGCGCUCAUCCUGGUCAGAAAAAGCGGCUGGGGUUCCGCCGGAAGCGGUCUUCGACAUUAUGCAUCCACCGGAGUGAAGAAGUGGCCCCCGAAGAAGUCCGGCACCUAGUCCGGCAAGCGAGCAGCGUCUCCUCUGACGGAGAGGGCAGCUUGAGUGGAGACAGCGCCACGUGGGUGCCUUCUCUCAGGCUGGCCCCCGAGGGAGAAUUUGCCCAGUUUGUGGACAAGCUGGGGCCCGGGCAACUGGUGGGGCGGCAGGCCUUGGCCUCGGCCAUCCUGGGGGAGGUGCAGGUCAGCCUGUGUGACCGCAAGACCCACCUCGAGAUCGAGGUCAUCCGGGCCAAGGGGCUCCAGCCCAAGCCCAAUGCCAAGCUGCUCCCUGCACCCUAUGUGAAGGUGUACCUGAUCAAUGGCAGGAAGUGCAUAGCCAAGGCGAAAACGGCGACUGCCCGGCGGACGUUAGAUCCACUCUACCAGCAGGUGCUAAUAUUCAACGAGGACUAUCGAGGUUGUGUGCUGCAGGUGACCGUGUACGGAGAGUACGGCCGCAUGGACAAGAAGGCGUUCAUGGGUGCCGCUCAGGUGAUGCUGGACGACCUGAACCUGACCAACAUGACCAUCGGGUGGUACAAGCUGUUUCCCCUCACGUCGCUGGUCAUGGCACCAGCCUCGCAAGGAAACUCCCUCGCCUCCAUGGACAGCUUCGGCUGAGAUCGCCGUGGGGACGCUCGCGCGACACCUUCUCCAACACGUGUUGUGCUCCCGCGACUCUCUCUCUCCCCCCACCCUCCUUGUCUCCGCCACCGAGGCGAACAGGAAGGAAGGAUGACGGCUAGGACAGUGACUGCGGCCACGGAAAGCGGGUCGCGGCUACGGAGCUGCCGUUCGCGGCAAGCGCAACGACGAAUUCCGUCGAAACGACGGAGAAACCGUAAACGGAUCCUGUCAAGACGACGGGGGGGAAGCCGCGAGCGGAUUCCGUUGAGACGACGGGGGAAAACGCAGACGGAGGGAGGUCCUUUCACGGCACUGCGGUUGUUGGAUGGGGAUUUUGAGAGGGGAUGCUCUACGAGGACGUGCGAAUUUGUUUUCUUUUUUUCUAAUAUUUUAUGAGUUUGGAAGUUGGAGUGUCGUCUCUCUCUCUCUCUCGUCCAGCUGGGCCAAAGAACAAAAGGGCGAGAGCGGACCACAAGGGGGCAGUUCGAAGUGCCCAGAUUCCGAAAGCGGCCCGAUAGAGUCGUUCCCGCCAAAAGGGGAGGUAGCGAGGAGGCGGCGGCUGCACAAAAAGAGAUGCUCAGAGUAUAAUGUAUAUAUAUUACGCGUCGUAAUAUAUAAAUAUUAUACGCUUAUAAAAAAAAAGAAGAGUGCAAGAAAAAAAAAAGAAAACUGAUUCUGAGUUUCCGAGGUCGACGGCAAAUGAAAAAAAAAAGAGCAUGAUUUCUUUUUUGGGUUAAACACGUCUCCUUCUCUUCCGUUUUAUUUCUUUCGGACUGAGUUUUUCAAUGCCGAAGCUUCUCUCUCCUGUUUUGAGAGAAAGUGCCUGUUAUGCUCUGUGCAUACAUCUGUGUCUUUUGUGCCGUUUCUAGUCAUGCCUAGGAAACAAAACAACAAAAAAAAAAACUGUCCGUGUGUUCUACUACCGAGCAUAAAAAGACUAAACAAACGGGAAAAAAAAACAAAAAAACAAGACGCUAGGAGGUCGAGCACGGGCCGAAAACAUCAUCGUCAUCACCGCCGCGAAUUCACCACAUCAUCUUGAGCGCGAAAAGAAAAAGACGACAAAAAAGGUGUCCUGGUCGUUUGUUUUUACUAUGAUUGUUGAUGGUGCAGUUUCUUGUGCGGCACUCUCAAUUUUUCUGUUAGUGAUGCCGUCGCGCGUGAUGCGUGAAAGAGGUUGUCUAACUGUGUAUAAAAAGAAAAACUCACUGCCCCUCUGGUUCACGGGCAUUGUUUUAAUAGCUUUGCAUUGGACGAAACAGGCCCUUCCCCCUUUUUAAACGUUGUUGUUUUACGAAGGAAAAUGUGUCGCUGAACGUUUCUCAAUGGCGUCGUUUGUCGCUGCAUUUUGAAUUUUACGCUAGUCGCCUACGACACAGAAGAGAGAAUGGUAUGGUUUAGGCACCCUCGUUUUUAUUUGUGUCGUAUCAUCCAUCAGCUGUGAGCGAAAUCUUUUUAUCUUGUUCGAGUCUUUGUUUUUACGGCUUCCGGCGCAAGCGAUCACUGUACACAAUAGCGAACCCACUGUGACGAGAAACGUUGUUUAGAAAACCAUCGCUCCAUUUGUUCGUUUUUCACGAGUGUUUGGGACACAAAUGUACUUUUUUAUUUUUUUUUCAAAGACCAUGCUGCUCCCUACUACUAUAAUAAUACUGCUAGUAUAACUACUACUAUUACAACUUCUACUACUACUGUUACUAAUAUUACCAUUGUUAUCAAACAAUAGUACUAUUGAUCACAACGCCAAUACCGAGCGCUGCCCGCUUUCAAAGACUUGACUGAACAAAAAAAAAAAAAGAAAAGAUCCAAGCUGACCUAAACCGUUUUUUGAAA
Molecule: messenger RNA, 6216 nt
Organism: Ixodes scapularis (black-legged tick)
Lineage: Eukaryota; Metazoa; Arthropoda; Arachnida; Ixodida; Ixodidae
Gene: Rim
Product: regulating synaptic membrane exocytosis protein 2
Exons: 19
Coding region: 88-4377 (1429 amino acids)
Biological process (GO): intracellular protein transport; positive regulation of synaptic transmission; regulation of synaptic plasticity
Cellular component (GO): cytoskeleton of presynaptic active zone; presynaptic membrane
Molecular function (GO): transmembrane transporter binding; small GTPase binding
Source: RefSeq, a predicted model, not a curated record